CGGGGGCGUGACAGAGUGGUAUCAGAGCUUAAGGUUAAGGUAUCCUAAGGUUUAUGAAUCCUAGGGUUUAGGCUCGAGUAAGCCUGAGUGGGGAAAAUCACUAAAUGCAUAAGAUAUUAAAUGGUGUGAUUAGCAUAUGAAGGAUGCGAAAUUUUCUUAAUCUGAUGAUCUUGAUGCUGGAAAAAUUGUGUAGGUUGAUAUGGCGCGAGGGCGUGGUCGAGGGCGUGCCCGAAAGCCGACCCGAUUUGCAGAUGGCUCCACGGCUUGGGCACCCUCUGGACAGCAGGAAGAUACCUCAUCCACGCCGACUCGGAGUGUGCCACAGCAGGAGCACACUAUGGACCCUACUGGUAGUACUCCAGAGAUGGGAGCUCCGGAGAUUGGGACAUCCGAAGGACCAAGUAUUCAGCAUGAGGAGACGAUAAGUGCUUCACAGUUGAUGCAAAUGAUGGUGCAACAGCAAGUUGCUGCCAGGGAAGACAUAAUGAGGAUGGUAGAGGUGCAGCAACAGUUCUUGCAGCAACAGUUGCAGCAGCAGCAAGCUAUGUAUCAACAACAGCAGCAACAACAGUUCCAAGGCACUACAGCUCAGCCGGAGCACCGAGUCAGUCUGUUGGAUUUUCAGAGGUAUGCACCCCCAGCAUUUAAAGGUACAGCUGACCCGAUGGAGGCUGUGAGCUGGCUGAAACAGAUGGAGAAAGUCUUUCAAGCUCUGAGGUGCCCUGAUGAGGAGAAAGUUCUUUUUGCCACAUUUAUGUUACAGGGUGAGGCAGCUGACUGGUGGGAGAUGGAGAAAGGGAAGCUUGGUCCGGAUGAUGCCCCCUUCAUUUGGGAGGAAUUUAAAAAGGUUUUUCAUGAGAAGUAUUUUCCCCAGGGUAUCCGAUUCCAAAAAUAUAGGGAGUUUGACCGACUGGAGCAGGGUGAUAUGACAGUUGCUCAGUAUGCAGCAAAGUUUGAAGAGAUGUCCCGAUAUGCUCCGACUUUGAUAUCAGAGGAAAGUGAUCGAGCAAGGAAAUUUGAAAAUGGGCUCAGGGGAAGGAUUCAACAACAAGUCGCUGCAUUUGAACUGUCCAGUUAUAAAGAUGUGGUUAACAAAGCCUUGGUGAUAGAAAAAGGGCUUGACAAUGCCCAGGCUGCCAGAGAAAAG
This is a messenger RNA of Phoenix dactylifera (date palm), 1147 nucleotides long. NCBI's taxonomy places the organism in Eukaryota, Viridiplantae, Streptophyta, Magnoliopsida, Arecales, Arecaceae. The record is from RefSeq and is a predicted model, not a curated record.